Talpa occidentalis (Iberian mole) is the source of this 3799-nucleotide messenger RNA. RefSeq names its product zinc finger protein 174 (gene ZNF174). NCBI's taxonomy places the organism in Eukaryota, Metazoa, Chordata, Mammalia, Eulipotyphla, Talpidae. The record is from RefSeq and is a predicted model, not a curated record. Bases 112 to 795 code for a protein of 227 amino acids. Gene Ontology annotation, biological process: regulation of transcription by RNA polymerase II. Gene Ontology annotation, molecular function: DNA-binding transcription factor activity, RNA polymerase II-specific; RNA polymerase II cis-regulatory region sequence-specific DNA binding. The transcript is spliced from 3 exons.
GCCGCGCCCCCGGCCCCUCAGCGCCCCGGUUUCCAGCAUCCGGAGCCCCGCGCGUCAUGGUCCCGGCGGCGUGAGCAGUUUGCGGGAGAGAGACCCGGCCCGGCCCCCGACAUGGCAGCUAAGAUGGAGAUAACUUUGAGUUCGCGGGCCGACCCUCAGGCCUCCUCCCGGCAGGAGAGGCACAUCAUAGCCAGGCUCGAGGAGAAGCGGGGGCCCCCCCAGCCCCGAGACGGCCCGGACCCCGAGCUCUGCCGCCAGAACUUCCGGCGGUUCUGCUACCAAGAGGUGGCCGGGCCGCAGGAGGCGCUGUCCCGGCUCCGCCAGCUCUGCCGCCAGUGGCUGCAGCCCGAGCUGCGCACCAAGGAGCAGAUCCUGGAGCUGCUGGUGCAGGAGCAGUUCCUCGCCAUCCUGCCCCCCGAGAUCCAGGCGCGCCUCCCGCGGCGGCGUCCGGCGAGCAGCCAGGAGCUGGUGGCGCUGGUGGAGGACUGUCACAGAGCGCCCAAGAGACCCAAGCAGUGGGUGGCCGUCUGCAUGCAGGGGCAGAAGGUGCUCUUGGAGAAAACUGGAUCUCAGCUCGGCGAACAGGAGCUGCCAGACUUUCAACUGCAGACGCCUAGGAGACAGCCCAGGGAGAGUGCUCUGGGGGCACCUUACCUGGCAAGAUCCCAGGACCCCCUGAGCCCCCAUCAUUGGGAAAAAUCGCCGCUUCUCCAGGAACCGACUCCCAAAUCGACUGGGCCAGGAACAGAAGACCAGGGUGUCCGUCCUGCAGGAAAGCCUUGUGACUCCAACUGAGGCCCUGCCCCCGAACCUGUGGCCUCGUGGGCCUGCACGAAGUGGGCCGCACCCUCCCUUCUGCCUCAGCGGACGCAGCUGGCUGUGUGUCAUGUCUCCACUUCUGUUUAUGUGAUCCCCGAAAGGGCUCGGCCAUGUUCCUCAUCACUGAGCCACCCGUGCCUUCCUUCCAAGCUGCAUUCUCCAUUUUACUUUUUGAGAUACAAUUCAUACUGUAAAUUUACCCUUUUUAUGUGUAUAGUUUAGUGGUUCUUAAUGUAGUCACACAUUUGUGCAACCGCCACCACCACCAUGUAAUUGCAGAGUAUUCUCAUGACCUCAGAAAGGAGCCGGUACCCACCGGCCGUGCUCUCCAUGGCUCGCCUCUCCAAUUGCUGCAGCUCCUGUAUGCUUUCUGCUGUGGAUUUGCCCAUUUCUGGUUAUUUCUUAUCAAAGGAAUCAUACAAUGUAUCACUUUCUGUGGUUGGCUUCUCUACUUAGCAUAAUGUGUUCAGGGUUCACUCAUGUUGUAGUGUCAGUGCUUUAUUUUUUUAUGGCAGAAUAAUAUGCAUUCUGUGGAUGGACUACAUUUUGUUUAUCCAUCGAUCGGUUGAUGGGUAUUGCUUGCUUCCCCUUUUCGGCUCUUGUCAAUUAUGCUGUUAUGAAUAUUAGUGUACAAGCUUUUCUGUGGACACAUAUUUUAAUUUGUACACAUAUAUAAGUGUAGAAUUGCUGGGUCAUAUAGUAACUUUGUAUUUAACCUUUUGAGUAACUGCCAAACUGGUUUUCCAAACUAAUUGCACCGUUUUACUUUCCCACUAUCAGUCUAUGAGAAUUCCAGUUUCUUUACGUCCUUGUCAAUACUUGUUAUUGUUGGUCUUUUUUGAUUAUAGUGAUCCUAUUAGGUGUUUUUUAAAUUCUAUUUAUUUUUGCAUAGAAGAACUGGGGUGUAGGACAGAGAUAGGGGGGCUGAGAGGAUUCACCAGAGACAGCGUGGGGAGCAGAACAGGCAGAUCCACUGAGAUACACUGCUGAGGGGAGCAGCGGGCGAGACAGGAGAAAUGUGGGUUAGCCCUUUGGCUGGGGAUUGAACUCAGGUCAUAGUGGUGAUAGCGCUGAGAUUUAACCCCAAGGCCACCAAGGAGACCCCUAGGCUUUUUUUUUAUUAUCCUAAUGACGUCAAAUAUCUUUUUAUGUACUUAUUGGUCAAUUGUGUAUCUUCCUUGGAGAAGUAUCGUUCAGCUCCUUCACUCAUUUUUAAUUUGGGUUACUCUUUUUUAUUGUUGAGUUCUAAGCAUUCUUUAUAUAUUUCGGAUACUAUAUAUAAAAUUUGCAAAUAUUUUCUCUCUUGUGGGUUGUCUUUGCUGCUUGAUAGUAUUCUUUAAACAUUUUUUUAAGAUUUAUUUAUUUAUGCAUUCAAGACCUGGAGUACAGGCCAGAGAUGUGGGGUGGUGAGAGGAUUCACCAGAGACAAAGCGGGGAGCAGAACAGGCAGACUGACUGAAAUACACUGCUGAGGGGAGCAGUGGGUGUGCCGUGUGGGUUGCUCUCUGACCAACCAGCCAUCAAACUCGUGCUGCAGAGGCUGUGGAUUGCUUCAUAGUGUGGUGCUUAACCCCUUGCGCCACCAGAGAGGCCCUCUUUAAACAUUUUAAAUUCUUAUGCAAUCCAAUUUAUUUUUUUCUUUAUUUGCUUGUACUCUUGGUGACAGAUCUAAAAUUCCAUUUCCUCAAAAGCCUAAUUCUGAGUCAUAAAAGAUUUAUACCUAUAUUUUUUUCAAAGAGAUAAGUUUAGCUCUUACAUGUAGGUCUCUGAUCCAGUUUGAGAUAAUUUUUGUUACAGUCUUUUGCAUGUGGAAAUCCAGUUGUUGCAGCACCAUUUAUUGAAGACUAUGCUUUCCCCAUUGAAUUACCUGACAACCAUGUUGAAAAUCAAUUAACCAUUAUUUUUUAAAAGAUUUAUUUAUUUAUGCAUAUAAGAACUGGGGUACAGGCCAGUAGUGUGGGGUGUGAGAGGAUUCACCAGAGACAGAGUGGGGAGCAGAACAGGCGGACUGAAAUACACUGCUGAGGGGAGCAGUGGGAGACAGGAGAGGUCUGCUGCACCAGGUGGGUAGCUCUCUGGCAGGAGAUUAAACUCGUGCUGCAGUGGCUGCGGAUAGCUUCAUAGGUUUUGUCUUAACCCCUUGUGCCACCAGGGAGGCCCCAAUUAACCAUUUUUGAUUGGACUGUUUAUUUAAAUCUGAUAUAAAAUAAAAUUUAAUAUUCAGUUCCUUAGUCACUGUAGCUACAUUUCAAGUGCUGAAGCAUCACUUGUGGCUGCCCUAUUGAAUAUCUCACACACACAAACACACACACACACACAUUUUCCACAUUGCUAUUGGAUAAUACAAUAUUAGGUCCUCUGACUUACCCACAGAUCAUUCCAGCUCAUCUCCAUCCUGAUUCUUAAUCCUGGUGGUCAGAAAUUAUAGAUUUGUUGUAAUUAGAACACACGUCUAGCCCAUAUUCCAAUUUCUAAGCACUUAUGCUGCCAAUGAAAGAAAAUACCACGUUCACUGGAUUUACCAUCAUUUGAAGAGACUGUGGUGGUCAUUCAGUGUCUGUGUAAGUAAGGGUAUAUUUGCAAUGCUAAAAUUUCAGCUCCCUUCCUUCUUUUCCUUCAUCGUUGAUAAUAGGCUCUGAUGGGUUUGCUUUUCCUUGUUUUUCCCUUCCCAAACCUCUCCCUGGAGUAGGAAGGAGGGAGGAGUUGGAGAACUUGGUUCAUAACUGUACUAUAAAUCAGAAUCACCCCAGGAACAUGUUAGCUGUAUAUAUUUCCAGACCUCAUUCCCCACCCAGCCCCCAAAUCUGACUCAGCAGUGGGGGGGCAGUGGGGGCAGGCUACCUUGUUUGACAAGUGCCCCAGAUGAAUCUGAUGCAGAUAACCAGUGGAAGACCAUACUUUGAGAAACUUUGCCAUAUAUUUCAUGACUCUUGCUGAGUUUCCUUCUUCAAAGUUCAGAUAGUGACAUAUUUCUUUCUAA